UGGGGGCAGGCGAAGCGGCGUGCGCCUGCGUGCUGCGAUGUCGUCCCCUGUCUCGAGGCGGCCCCUGACGCUAACAGAUCGUGUUGCCUCUGGAAUUCUGAAGUUCAAACUUAGAAUUCAAGCUACAACCCUCUGAAAAUGAUCAGUUUAAAAUGCAACAUUCUCUAGUUUUACAGUCAAAACGUGUGGGGAAAACCAAAAAUCGGGUUUUCCCUGAGAAAUAUUAACCUCACCGAAAGCACCUGCUUGCCGGGGACAGAGGAUGUGAUGGAGCUGCUUGAAGAAGAUCUCACGUGCCCAAUUUGUUGCAGUUUGUUUGAUGAUCCCCGAGUUUUGCCCUGCUCACACAACUUCUGCAAAAAAUGUUUAGAAGGGCUCUUAGAGGGGAAUGUGCGGAAUUCAUUGUGGAGACCAUCUCCUUUCAAGUGUCCUACCUGCCGUAAGGAAACUUCAGCAACUGGAGUCAAUAGUCUGCAAGUUAAUUACUCCCUAAAGGGUAUUGUGGAGAAAUACAACAAAAUCAAGAUUUCCCCCAAAAUGCCAGUGUGCAAAGGACAUUUGGGACAGCCUCUCAACAUUUUCUGUGUAACUGAUAUGCAGCUCAUUUGUGGGAUCUGUGCUACUUGCGGCGAUCACACUAAGCAUGUCUUCUCUUCUAUUGAAGAUGCCUAUGCUCAGGAAAGGGAUGCCUUUGAGUCCCUCUUUCAGAGUUUUGAGACUUGGCGCCGGGGAGAUGCUCUUUCCCGCUUGGACACUUUGGAAACAAACAAAAGGAAAUCCCUACAGUUGCUCACUAAAGACUCAGAUAAAGUCAAGGAGUUUUUUGAGAAGUUACAACACACAUUAGAUCAAAAGAAGAAUGAAAUCCUGUCUGACUUUGAGACUAUGAAGCUUUCAGUUAUGCAAGCCUAUGACCCAGAGAUCAACAAACUCAACACUAUUCUACAGGAGCAACGGAUGGCCUUUAACAUUGCCGAAGCUUUCAAAGAUGUGUCAGAACCUAUUAUAUUUCUGCAACAGAUGCAGGAGUUCAGGGAGAAAAUCAAAGUAAUCAAGGAAACUCCUUUGCCACCCUCUAAUUUGCCCACAAGCCCUUUAAUGAAGAACUUUGACACCAGUCAGUGGGAGGACAUUAAACUAGUCGAUGUGGAUAAGCUUUCUUUGCCUCAAGACACAGGUGUGUUCAUCAGCAAGAUUCCCUGGCGCUCCUACCAGUUGUUGAUGGUGGUAGUUCUGCUGGGUCUCCUCAUGUUCUUUGGUCCUACCAUGCUCCUGGAGUGGUCUCCAUUGGAUGAGUUGGCAGUUUGGAAAGACUAUCUUUCAAGUGUCAGUUCUUACCUGACUAAAUCGGCUGAUUUUGUAGAACAGUCUGUUUUUUUCUGGGAACAGAUGACAGAUGGGUUUUUCAUUUUUAGUGAAAGAGUCAAAAAUUUUAGUUUGGUGGCAUUGAACACUGUUGCAGAAUUUGUGUGCAAAUAUAAACUACUAUAAAAUCUUUCAACUACACAGUUCUGUUUCUUGAUGGGAUUGUUAGAGAACACAGGAAUAAUUCAGAUUUGGUCAAGAUUCCAGCCCACUGUUUCUUUUAGAAGUACUCCUUUAAUAAUGUUUUUUAAAUGUUAUUCAAAUGUGAACAUAAAGAUGAAAGUGAAGUUUAAUAGUCCCAACCCUCCCUUCCUUUGUAAAGACAGUUUGAAAAUAAUUACUCUCCCUCUAGUGUUCACUGAAUUUGUCCUGUGGCACAUGGCACAUGAGUGAUCUCUUGAGCCUGGGACUUUGAGACCAGUCUGAGCAAGAAGUAAGCAAGCAAGAGAGGGAGUUGAGAGUAUACAUGAUUUAACAUUGCAUCCAGGACAUAGAGUACACAUGAGCUACCACCUCAUUGGCUCAGGUAAUGUAGUGCUGAGUCAUCAAGGGUACUGUGAAAGGAGCAAAGUAACUUUUCUGACUGAACAUUCCAAAAAAGUAAAGACUGUUAAUACAUUGGAUUCCCAAGUUUGUUUUAGAGGAGUGUUUCUCAUGACAGUGUAAAUGUAAUUUUGGAAACUCAAUCUCUCCCUCCUGUUAUUGCUGACAAGCCUGACCUGGUAGUCCUACCUCAGGCCUCCCAUGUAUUGGCAUUACAGUGAGCUGGGUACUUUUCACUAAAGGCGACACAGCUGUAGGUCGCUGUGUAUACGAAAGGGCAGGAGUUGGGAAAGCCACUUUCUAACUGGUACCUAAUGUUGUAGUUGUGCUCUACAGUACCACGGCAACUGUACAACCAGCCCAGGUCACUUGCCUACAGUUCUGACAACAGAAGAGAUAGUUUGUUAGCACAGAUAAAAUAUAAAGUCAUCAGGUGAAGACUCAUCCUCUCUGCUUGUAGAGAAAAAGAUGGCCACAGGACAGAAGUAUGUAAUUUUCUCACCUUGCUUAGAAUUCAAAUGAAAACAAAGAAACCUUAAAACUGUUUUUAGUCACCUUGUUUCUUUCUUGGGAAAAAGGGCCCUUGAAAGCCCAUUAAGUGAAACUGGGUUUUAGAGAGCUGUGUCUUUACCUCAUCUUUUGAUUGAGAAGAACAAAAUGAUCAAGGAUGAGAAAAGCUGGCAACUCAAAAGCACAGAAAAUGUGGGCAGUGGUGGUGCAUGCCUUUAAU
Messenger RNA from Onychomys torridus (southern grasshopper mouse), 2638 nucleotides. RefSeq names its product tripartite motif containing 13 (gene Trim13). Gene Ontology annotation, biological process: innate immune response; positive regulation of canonical NF-kappaB signal transduction; positive regulation of macroautophagy. NCBI's taxonomy places the organism in Eukaryota, Metazoa, Chordata, Mammalia, Rodentia, Cricetidae. Gene Ontology annotation, molecular function: zinc ion binding. The transcript is spliced from 4 exons. The coding region runs from base 268 to 1491 and encodes 407 amino acids. The record is from RefSeq and is a predicted model, not a curated record.